AUGAAACUUAUCGAUAUUGAAAUUGCAGGCUGCCACUAAAAAUAUGGAAAAUUAUGAGGACAGAGAAAUCAAAGAACCUCCGAAGUCAACUUUCACUAUCUUCGGGGACCCAAUAGUAACGACAAACUGUCAAAGGAAUGCACUUUUAUCUGGUAUCUCUGGAGGAAUAAUUUCUGGAUUAAUAGGAUUUUUAUUCACAAGCAAUCCACGACAAGCUACACGCAUUGGUGUAGGCAGUUAUUUUGUAAUAACAGUCACCUUUGCAUGUUAUUGUGCCUAUGAUGAAUAUGAAAUGAAAAGACAAACUAGGCUUAUAAGGCAAAGUCUAGUGCAAGCACAUCUUGGACCGAUAAAGCAAGAUUCAACUGACACUCCAGUUAAACUUGAUGAAGCUUAGAAUCAGUCUUGUUCAUGCGGUGUAAAGAAUGUACAUACAUAUAUUGGGUUAAUGAAAAAAUAUUCUUUCUGUGAGCUUAUCGAAGCUGUAAAACUAGUACUUAGAUAAUAGUU
Ceratina calcarata is the source of this 510-nucleotide messenger RNA. RefSeq names its product cytochrome c oxidase assembly factor COX20 lethal (3) 87Df (gene l(3)87Df). The transcript has a single exon. NCBI's taxonomy places the organism in Eukaryota, Metazoa, Arthropoda, Insecta, Hymenoptera, Apidae. Bases 44 to 397 code for a protein of 117 amino acids. The record is from RefSeq and is a predicted model, not a curated record. Gene Ontology annotation, cellular component: mitochondrion; mitochondrial inner membrane. Gene Ontology annotation, biological process: mitochondrial respiratory chain complex IV assembly.